Messenger RNA from Anguilla anguilla (European eel), 1379 nucleotides. It is a transcript of the gene anapc10, whose product is annotated as anaphase promoting complex subunit 10. The transcript has 5 exons. The record is from RefSeq and is a predicted model, not a curated record. Bases 394 to 951 code for a protein of 185 amino acids. NCBI's taxonomy places the organism in Eukaryota, Metazoa, Chordata, Actinopteri, Anguilliformes, Anguillidae. Gene Ontology annotation, biological process: anaphase-promoting complex-dependent catabolic process; protein K11-linked ubiquitination. Gene Ontology annotation, cellular component: anaphase-promoting complex.
UAUUCUCUGAUGCGACCAAAGCGCCACUCCCGUUGUGUCAUUUAAAGGCGACGAAAUCGAAAAACCGAGUGGGAGAUUCGAAUGUUAACUGUAGGGUUAUUGCUAUUUGCAGAUGCAAUUUUUUGGUUUGAUAUUACAAAACAAUUGAUUAUAACAAAACUUUACUUUUAAAUUUUGUUGCGAUAUUUCCCGCUUCGCUGUUUACCGAAAAUCACUUUCUUGUUGUUGCUCUUGUCGGAGUGGACCGUUGUCAUUACCUAGCAAGCUAACUGUUGUUAGCUAAGAAUGUAGCUGGCAAAACAUGAUAGCAUACACUUUUUAAUGUUUGGUAACGUCUAACAAAACCACAAAGUCCACUGAUAUCAGAGAAGACACAGGAACGUGUGUGUGAAGAUGGCCACAGCCAGUAAGACCCCUCCCGGUGCAGACCCCAAGCAGCUGGAGCGCACGGGCACUGUGAGGGAAAUCGGGUCCCAGGCCGUGUGGUCGCUUUCGUCCUGCAAGCCCGGUUUCGGGGUGGACCAGCUACGUGAUGACAACCUGGAGACCUAUUGGCAGUCUGACGGCUCGCAGCCACACCUGGUCAACAUUCAGUUCAGAAGAAAAACCACAGUGAAGAUGCUUUGCAUAUAUGCUGAUUACAAGUCAGACGAGAGCUACACACCCAGCAAAAUCUCUGUGCGAGUUGGAAACAAUUUUCAUAACUUACAAGAGAUCCGGCAGCUGGAGAUGGUGGAGCCCAGCGGCUGGACCCACAUCCCCCUGCUGGACCUGCUGAACCGGCCCAUCCGCACCUUCAUGAUCCAGAUCGCCGUGCUGGCCAACCACCAGAACGGCCGCGACACGCACAUGCGCCAGAUCAAGGUCUACACGCCCGUGGAGGAGAGCUCCAUCGGCAAGUUCCCACGAUGCACCACUGUGGACUUCAUGAUGUACCGCACCAUUAGAUGAUGCCCCCUCCCGCUUUCUUGCCUAAAUCUGUCAGUUCCUUGUUUGAUUCAUCUCUUACCCACCUGUGCCAUUUCAGUCUGGACUGACCGCCCAAACCCGCCUGCAUUAACUGCUUUUAUUUUUUAAAAGGCCAUGAUUUUCACAAGUUUGUAUGUGUGGAUUAAACUGAGUUCUGAGCUCUGCUGUGUCUGUUUCAUCCGAUCAGAUCUCUGAUCUAAGAAACGGUGAGCCACUACAUCUCCUCUCUGUAUCUCUCCACCAGAGGUCAGCAUUUUACCAAGAAAAUAUAGUUUUUUUUACAGCCUUGUGCCAUGUAGUUACUAAUUUCUAGAAAUGGAGUACAGGCCUGUUGUAAAUAGAGAUUUACGUCACUGUACUGAAGCACUGCCCAUCUCGUUGGUAUUAAAAGUCCUGAGUCCUCAAAAGCA